Carlito syrichta (Philippine tarsier) is the source of this 1262-nucleotide messenger RNA. RefSeq names its product ring finger protein 212B (gene RNF212B). Gene Ontology annotation, biological process: protein sumoylation; reciprocal meiotic recombination; homologous chromosome pairing at meiosis. The coding region runs from base 106 to 1014 and encodes 302 amino acids. The transcript is spliced from 15 exons. Gene Ontology annotation, molecular function: SUMO transferase activity. The record is from RefSeq and is a predicted model, not a curated record. NCBI's taxonomy places the organism in Eukaryota, Metazoa, Chordata, Mammalia, Primates, Tarsiidae. Gene Ontology annotation, cellular component: synaptonemal complex.
GCCUCGCCCUCUAUAUAGUUUCCCGCCUUUUCCAGCUCCUCUUGAGGAGAAUUGGAUGAUUUCGGUGAGAUCUGAGGAUUCCUGGGCACACCGCGGGCCCGCAGAAUGGAUUGGUUUCACUGCAACCAGUGUUUCCGAAAAGAUGGGACCCAUUUCUUUGUCACCAGCUGUGGCCAUAUUUUUUGUAAAAAGUGUGUGACUUUAGAAAAAUGUACUGUUUGUGGAACGGCCUGCAAGCAUCUGGCUCUUUCUGAUAAUCUUAAACCUCAGGAGAAGAUGUUCUUCAAAAGCCCCGUGGAAGCAGCUUUGCAGUAUUUUAGUCACAUCUCUCAGGUGUGGAGUUUCCAGAAGAAACAAACGGACCUCCUCAUCGCCUUUUAUAAGCAUAGAGUUACAAAGUUAGAAGCAGCUAUGCAUGAGGCACAGCAAAUGCUGACCAGCCAGGACAAAGAGUUGUCAGUCUUAAGGAAGGAGAAUGGAGAACUGAAGAAAUUUCUAGCCAUGCUAAAGGAAUCUCCAAGUCGGUACCAAGGAAGCAGAUUGACCACACCUCGACCAGUAGGCAUUACUUCUCCAUCACAGUCAGUUACUCCACGACCCAGUUCACAGCACAGUAGCCAAGUGGUUAGCCGGUCCUCCUCAUUGGAGUCUACUCCUUAUAGAGAGACUGGCUUUGGUAACUUGGGACAAGGAGGCAGAGGCUUUCAGGGAAGGAGCACUCCCAGAGACUCUUAUAAUGAAACCCCUUCACCAGCUUCAACUCAUAGCCUGUCUUAUAGACCUUCAUCUGCCUCCUCUGGACAGGGGAUUUUUAAUUUCAGACCACCCUUAAAUGGGGAUCCAGGCCACACAAGAGUCUUCACUCCCAACAAUCCUGGUCAGAGAGAGAGUAGAAUCACACCCACACUAGACAGUCUUCCCAGUUUCCAGCUACCAGUCCUGCAGACUCUCCACCACCAACAGGGGCAGAUGGGAUUUGCCAGUGGGAGAGAAGCAUGGACCACUUCCAGAUAGACCAUCUUUAAGGUCUGAUGUAUACAUACUGCUAAAGGAUGACUGUAGCAUCCAGUACCCUCUAGGGAUGAUGGCCUUGGAAAAUUUUCCCUUGCUUUGUGUCCUGGUUUCACUCUAUUCCUUAUUCUUUCUGGAUCUUUAUUCACCUUUAUUACCUCCCAAGAAGGGGUCAGGGAUUAUAAAAGGAUAGUGCUUCAGGAAGACGUUUAUAUAUAUAUAUAUCUCAGAAGAUAUAAGUAGCUCCCCUC